ACGACAUCGGUAUGAAAUGGCAGAAAGUGCUUGUGUCACGGAAGCACAAAGAUUAGGUUACGUAGUACACAUGUAUUUCGCGGAGAUCCGGGCCUGCUAGAGUCGGGGAGACGGCAGCGAGUCCGCGGGAAUUAACAGGAAUAAAAUAAUCCGGUUUUUCCUCCCCAAAACAUUCAGGUCGCUUAUUUCCAGGGAGCAAAGCGGCGACUGCGGCUCGACACUGCUGGAAUUAAUCGGAGAGGGGUCUUGAGAGGCAGAGCUCCACUUGGAUGCCCAAACCGCGGCGUUGGUCCCAGACUUCACCAUGAACCGAAAUAAGCGCGAAAAGGAGUACUACAGUUUAGACGUCGGCGACUCCACUUUCACCGUUUUAAAGCGCUACCAGAACCUCAGACCCAUCGGAUCCGGAGCACAAGGAAUCGUCUGUUCAGCGUACGACCACAACUUGGAGAGGAACGUCGCCAUAAAGAAGCUGAGCCGGCCCUUUCAGAACCAGACUCAUGCGAAACGAGCCUACAGAGAGCUGGUGCUCAUGAAAUGUGUCAACCACAAGAAUAUAAUCGGCCUAUUAAAUGUAUUCACGCCACAGAAGACGCUGGAGGAGUUCCAAGACGUGUAUCUGGUGAUGGAGCUGAUGGACGCCAACCUGUGCCAGGUGAUUCAGAUGGAGCUGGACCACGAGCGGCUCUCCUAUCUGCUCUACCAGAUGCUGUGCGGCAUCAAGCACCUCCACGCCGCCGGCAUCAUACACAGGGACCUGAAGCCCAGCAACAUCGUGGUGAAGUCCGACUGCACGCUGAAGAUCCUGGACUUCGGCUUGGCCCGGACGGCCGCCACGGGCCUCCUCAUGACCCCCUACGUGGUCACCCGCUACUACCGCGCCCCCGAGGUCAUCCUGGGCAUGGGCUACCAGGCCAACGUUGAUGUCUGGUCUAUUGGCUGCAUCAUGGCUGAAAUGGUCCGGGGUAGUGUGUUGUUUCCAGGCACUGAUCAUAUCGACCAGUGGAACAAGGUGAUCGAGCAGCUGGGGACGCCAUCGCAGGAGUUCCUGAUGAAGCUCAACCAAUCGGUGAGGACCUACGUGGAGAACCGACCGCGUUACGCUGGCUACAGCUUCGAGAAGCUCUUCCCCGACGUGCUGUUUCCUGCAGACUCUGAACACAACAAACUGAAAGCGAGCCAAGCCCGAGACCUCUUAUCCAAAAUGCUGGUAAUAGACGCGUCCAAACGGAUCUCGGUGGACGAGGCUCUCCAGCACCCGUACAUCAACGUGUGGUACGAUCCGACCGAAGUGGAGGCGCCGCCGCCGCUGAUCACAGACAAGCAGCUGGAUGAACGAGAGCACACGGUGGAGGAGUGGAAAGAGUUGAUAUACAAAGAAGUGUUGGACUGGGAGGAGAGGACGAAGAACGGCGUGAUCAGAGGACAGCCGGCUUCUUUAGGUGCAGCAGUGAGCAGCAGCCCCCAGCAGCACCAGCACCACCCCUCCACGUCCUCCUCCGCCUCCGCCAACGACGUCUCGUCCAUGUCGACCGACCCCACCCUGACCGACACCGACAGCAGCCUGGAGACGGCCAGCACCACCACCGCCGUUGCCGCCGCCGCCACGACCAGCGCCGCCGCCGCCACGGCCCCUGGCCCCCUGGGCUGCUGCAGAUGACUAUCAUCAGCUCCACCUCCUCGUCCGGGGCUAGGCCACGCCUCCUGGUCGGAUCCCAGACCGCAUGUCCGACACUGGCUCCUCCUGGCCCCGCCCCCGUCUCUGACUCCGCCCCCUCCUCCUCUCUGCUUGUCUUCAGUAGUGUAGCGUUUAAGCCAGUUUUCGCUAGCUGUUCGAGACAUUUUUCUUUUGUUUUCUGAAAGGACGAAUAUUUGCAAUUUUUUCUUUUUAUAAUUCUAGUCUUUUUUUUCUUUUUUUUUGUAGAUUAUCUUUUGACUGAGUCUUCGCUGUAAUUUAUUGUGGCAUUUCUUAAUUUUUUUUUUUUUUUUGAAACCUAAGAAGAUGAGAACUUUUAUGAUUUCACUAUGUCCCGGUUUGUAUUAACCGACGGUGAGAAUUUGAAAGAAAAUACCUGUAAAAUGUUUUAAUGUGAUCUAUUUUUCUGUUCAAAAUCAUUUCUCUCACUUGUAAGCUACUGCUUUUACAACUCGCCAUAUAAGUGUAGACUGAGUUUGUACAGAUUUUACUGUAGAUGUACUUUUUUUUUUUCCUCUUCAAUACAAGUUUGCAGUGAGCCAUUGAAACAUUAUUUAAUUGACAAAUGUAUGGUCUUAGUACUCCCCCGGUAAUACUUCCUUAUCUAUUUUAUCUCACAUGGAAAUGGAUAUCGUUUUUAAAUGCAUAUGACAUAUCCAUUGAUUUAAACUGAGAUCAUCUAGAUUUAUUUGUACAAAGUGAGCUGUUUUCUCGUGAGUCACUACUACUUCCUUCGUUGUAAAAUUUCCGUUUAACAAAAGCUUUAUACUUUGCUCUUUACUCAGUUCCUGUAUAGUCACCACGUAAUCUCACAAACGCUGAGAUUUCCACUCACCCCGGUGUUGAUAUGAGAAUCUGACUUUUCUUUUUUGCCUGAUUUUUACCUUCUUCUUUUUUUUUUUAGGAAUUGGUAAGCUAUGGGAUUGAAAUGGCACAGUUAGUCACUUAGUUAGUUAGGUUUUGGAACUUUUUUGAUGACUUUCUUGAGUUAUUUUUUAAGUGCUUGAAGUACCUCUUCCUCUUGUGUGACAUUAUGGAGUUGUACUGGUGGAAUCACUUUGAUUUAAAAACAAAACAAAACACACAAAAAAAAUAUCAGACCGCAGAAAAGCAUCGCCGGACGCAAAGUUCCUCUUGCUUUCUCUGCGGGUCAGACGGCUUGAUUUGACGGUGAGGUGUUGUUGUCGACGGUAAAAGACUCGCGGGAUGCGUUGCGUUGUCGUUGGAGAGAAAGGUCGAGUUGUAAAGGCGAGGUUGUGGAAUCGGUUAAGUUGUGAGUAGAAAGUGCUUCGGUCAAGUAGGGCGGUGUGAUACCGAGAAGGCUUGUGAACGUGUUGAUGUUUGGUGUGUUUUAUGGGAUGGAGAUGGAGAUGGAGAUGGAGAGCGACUCUGCGGCCUGAUGGAACAAUGUGAUUUCUGCUUAACCACCACGAGAUCCUACUAUUAGUAAUGUUACUACGGUAUUUUUGUGAAUUUUCUGCCAGGUUUCAGGUGUGUCGAAACGUCUUAGUAAAUUUGAAAGUGGUUCUUCAGAGAAUUGGCCAAACCCUUUGCCAACCAGACUUGCCUGCAUUUUGUGAAUAAAAACACGUUUAAGAAAAAAAAAGAAUAUAUAGCUAUAUAAAGCCCAGCAUGUUAAAAACGGCACCAGAACCCCAAGCUCAAAAGCGAACUGAUUCUUACUGUAUGCAAUAAUAGUGCCCUUCUUGAGUGUUUUGCUUUGAAAGGAAAAGUGCCUGUUGUUUGUCAAGCAUUCAUUCCUGAUUACGUGGGAAGACGUGUUCACCGUGUGUAGAAGGUUUUUGUUGUGUCCGGAUAAAAGCAACAGUUUCCAUAUCAUAAACCAACAAACAAACAAACAAAAAAUCACGUACGAUGCGGUUGUAGUUCUCACAAAUGUAUUGUAUAUUUUUCUACUGUUGUUGAUUUUGACCCUAAAGUUGGAGGCUGCAGUGUUUUGCAGGGUAUGACGGUGAUGACGUAUACUUUGAGAUGCUUUAGCAUGAGUUCGAGUCAUUUCAAAAGAAAGGGCAGUUUUAUCAAGGUCUUUCAUCAAAGUAAAUAAAAAAACAAACAAACAAAAAAGUGUUUCUUUGCAGUGACAGCAACCGAAAUCUAGGUUUCAUAAUGGUUUUGUGGCUUUACUUUGUGUACAGAUUAAAUGUGAUGAUUGUAAUGGAGAAGAGUGAUCAGAAUAGCCCUCGUUUUUUAAAAAAAGUUCUCGAUGGAUGUCAAAUCAAACGGUGCAGAGCGAAAUGGAUGGCUGCUUUAUCGGCAGUAUCGCGCGGUGGUAUCUGAGAACGUUCGCCGUUGAAAAGUCGUCAGAUUUGGGGUUUUAGUCGGACAAACAUCCACUGGAACCGGAGCCGCUCUGGAGGCAGGAAUAAUCUCGUUGGUUUAAUUUUACCUCAGUGGGUGGAGCCAAAGAACCAAAGUUUUCCUGGCUAAGCAACCUUAGAUCAAAACUCUAGAUUUAAACGUGUAAAGUCUAGCAAUCCAUCUACAAACAGAAUAAUGCCAACUAUCCAUACUUUGUUUUCUGGCUCGGCUAGCUAGCCUUUAAACAACAUCAGUGUCAUGAUCAUGAGUGAAUGAAGAAGAAGAAGUCAUUGCCAUUUCCGUUUUUUAUUUCUAUUGUGUCAAAUGUUCGUUCUUUGCCAAGUUUUCCUGCUAGCUGACUGAAACACAGUGUAAGGAUACCCAACCUGAGCCUGUUGAGUUGGGUCGGGCCGGGUUUAGACAAAAAUUAAGAAAUUAUGUUUGGGUUCAUGCUCAUAUUUCAGGCGGUAAAUGUAACCUAGCGAUGGUGGACAAGCAAAAUCUCAGGCUUGAGUCGGAUUCGGACACAAAAACAAGAAUGCCUGUCAAUGUCGGGUCGGGCUCGGACAAAAAUAUACGACCCGAUCCGAACUCUAAACUCAACCAGCAAGAUUAUUUCUGCCUCCAGAGCCGCUCUGCCCCUAAGAAAUGUUUGCGCUAAACUAAAACUUCAGUUUGUGAAAAGCAGAGUAGGAAUGUACGAUGUUACGUCACGUAUUCAGAAAGAUGCGUUGUGGACACUGAUAGCAGAAGCCUAACCAACACUGUGCUUGGAUUGUCUAAAAAACAAAAAAAGUGUAAUACAGUACUGUCUCUGUCGAACCUCUCUCGGUCUUUGAUGUAGACUUUUUCCAGAAAGCUUAAAGUAAAGUUACAAGGAGAGAUUGGCUUUCAGACGGCUCGGUCGCAGCACAAGCAGAAGUUUUGUUCGUCGGCGACUUGUCUUUGUCUGCCAGACGUGGACGGCUGAACAGAGCCACUUUCUGCUCCGUGGUUUCCAAACGCCUGCUGCAGUUUGGCUUCAUGGCUAAGAGGUGGACGGCUGAAUCUGCAAGGAAUAAUUUGGUCAUUUGUUGGUCAGAAGUAGUUUUGGUUUGCACUAUACUAACUUAUAUCUAGUUCAUGAGGUUUGUGAACAAAACAUAGAUGUAGGAACAUAAUUUCCGGCACAAAGACGGAUUUGCGGGCUGGAAAAUUAGCUGAUCAAUCUAACGAGGAGAUUAUUUAAUUUUAGAUCAUGACAGCAAAGUGAGGUGAGAUUAUUGAGUGUUUUACAAGAUUGCAUGGUCCACUGCUUCAUGCAUCGAUUCUGCACAUUAGCACUGCAAAAAAAGUCUUUUUUUUAUUGAUUGACUGCAGAAUCGAAUUAGUGUAUUGCAAAACAAAACGCGGUCUAAGAUAACGAGUUACCAAAUCCUUGCAGAUUCUGCCAGAUGGAAAAAGUAACGUAAAUUAUUAUUAGUCUGUUUUUCGGUGCAGCAGUAGGCGAGUUCUGCAAACCCGGAGUAAAAAGUGAGACUUCAGCGACGCCGACAUCUGCAAGAAGACGUUAAAAACCAGGGAAAAUCACAGCGAUUUGUAUCCGUUUGUUUGUAAUUGCUAAAAAUACAACACAGAAUAUCAAUUAGAAAAAAAAAAUUGUUGUUUUAAAGUGCUCUUAAUUUUUCUUCAUCCCAGCAUGGUAGGGCUUUAAUUGGAGUUAGAUGGGUUUUUGUUGUUGUUGUUUUUUCUGUUUAGGUUGUUGUUGCUUUUUUUUUUUUUUUUAUUAUUAUUGUUAUUACUGCAUUUCUCCAAACGAUGUAAUUCUGAUUUCAGUCAGCUUUGAUGAACUACCUCACGCUGAAUUUCUGCCAGUUCUUGCAUAUACUUAUUCGCCCGCAGAAUUAGCUAUCGAAGACGUGUGAAUAACAGAUUCCAUUAUUUAUUUAUUUGAAAGUGUACUAUUUGUCAAUUUCAGCAGACUUCUAGUUUUGUACAUUAUGUAUACUUCACCUAGAAGUAAGAGAAUUGUUAUAUGUAUUUUUUGUUCCUUAUUUUGUUUGUUUUGUUUCUUUCUUUUUUCUUUUUUUUUUUUUUUUUUUUACAGUUCAUGUGCAAUACCUUCGGCAAACUGUGCUAGUAGUAAGUGAUGGGCCUAGCCUUCGUUAGCUGUCUCCUGAAGGUAGAGAAAAUGUUUGGUACUGUCAAUCCAUGUUUUUCCUUUUUUUUAUGAAUAAGAUCAAUUUUUAUUUCUGUGACUUGUUUAUAGUCAUAAUGUUACGUAAUCAGUCUUACCCACUGAGUCGAAUCUUGUGGCCAGAGGUUGAAACGGAGACAGGGGAGUUCUUCGGGUCACACCUGGCCAGCGGAUUUCGAUUCGGGUGUGCGGUAAGGCCAAAUAAUGUUAAUAAACACAAAAAGAUAAGUAAAUACCUACAAAAAAAAAUGAAAUAAACUCGUUAUAUGUAUGGUGCUGGUUUGUAAUGUUUGCUAGUGAAUCCAGCCAUGCAAGUAGUUUUAAGAAUUCCUGGCUCUGCGCGUCCCAAAAACCGCAACCAACGAAGAAGUGCACUACUAGAAUACAUGCACUGGGAUCUGAUGAUGCCAACUCUUUAAAAAAAAAAAAAAAAACAUGUACUGCAAAUAAAAGAAAUACACUUUGA
Molecule: messenger RNA, 6657 nt
Organism: Myripristis murdjan (pinecone soldierfish)
Lineage: Eukaryota; Metazoa; Chordata; Actinopteri; Holocentriformes; Holocentridae
Gene: mapk8b
Product: mitogen-activated protein kinase 8b
Exons: 12
Coding region: 305-1660 (451 amino acids)
Biological process (GO): protein phosphorylation
Molecular function (GO): ATP binding; MAP kinase activity
Source: RefSeq, a predicted model, not a curated record